This is a messenger RNA of Lynx canadensis (Canada lynx), 3210 nucleotides long. RefSeq names its product zinc finger and BTB domain containing 25 (gene ZBTB25). The transcript has 2 exons. The record is from RefSeq and is a predicted model, not a curated record. The coding region runs from base 1452 to 2759 and encodes 435 amino acids. NCBI's taxonomy places the organism in Eukaryota, Metazoa, Chordata, Mammalia, Carnivora, Felidae. Gene Ontology annotation, cellular component: nucleus. Gene Ontology annotation, biological process: regulation of transcription by RNA polymerase II. Gene Ontology annotation, molecular function: RNA polymerase II cis-regulatory region sequence-specific DNA binding; DNA-binding transcription factor activity, RNA polymerase II-specific; protein binding.
CAUGACCUGAGCCGAAACCAAGAGUCAGAAGCUUAACUGACUGAGCCACCCAGGCGCCCCAAGGCUUCCCUGUGUGUCUUGAUGUAUAACCUGACCAUUCCCUAAGCAUCUCCAGUUUGUGGGUCAUGUUCCCUCUGAAAGGUGGAAAGGGAGGACAUUUGGGCUCGGGAGCCCAGUACCUGGGUUUGAAUCCCCCACUCUCCCACUUACUAGCAAUAUGACUUAUGUCCGUUUAUUUUGCAAUGAUUCAGUUUCUUCAUCUGUAAGGUGCACUGCUUACUCCCUUUCUUGUAGAGUUGUAUUGAGAAUUAAAUGAGUAGAAAGUUCCUAAGGGAAAGGAAACACCGUUAAGUGUUAGCUGGUUCUAUUAUAUAAUUGAUCACUCAGCUGUCUGCUGCCCAAGCUGCGGCCAAUCUCCAGACAGCUAACCCCACACUUUCAACGCUGACCUCUUUGACUUUGGUCUCUGGCUAGUGAGGAAACUUCAUUCUCUUUUGCAGAAAUUGCUCUUUUAGAGAAGGUUUUCCCAGCUUGCCAGUGAUGACCUUCGUACCCGGCUGCCUUCUCCUUAAAACACUGGUGGCUGUCUACACGGUUGGGGAGGAGGUGGUGAAGCGGGGCCUCCCACCUACAUGUAACAACAGCACUCAGUACCCUUGCUGCUCACACUGCUCUCCCUUGCUGGCAGAAUUCUUCUGUGUGUUCUUUCUCAUGCGUGAUUUUUCCCAGGACCAGUGGUCCCAUUCUGUAUUGUUUCUUCAGGAGCCUCCAUACUUGUAUGUAUGUCUGAAUCCAGUUAAUAUCAGGGUAUAGACUCUUUCCCAUAGGGUUCCAGGCCCCAUGUAAAUCAGGGGAUGUGGCUUAGUAUCUAUUUUAAGGGCUCCUGAAUGUACUGUGACUGACACAUUUCCCAAACAUUGUAUGAUAGUCAGGAGGCCAGUGUCCCCUGACCACAUAGAGGAUUCCUAAGGAGCAGUAACACUUCUAGCCCAGCCAGGACACUGUUAAGUUAUUAACAGUUAUGGUUAACAUUUGAAUAGCAGUUUCCAUCACGAGGUGGUUGUCACAUAACCUCACUCGUUUAGCUCUGAGGAAUGGGUCAGAAUCUCAAUCCCAUUUUCCAGUGAGGAAACAGGACGGACUGGUAACGUUGAGGUCAGAUAGAUUAAAAAAGGACAGCCUUCCUUUUGCUUCUGUGUCACUCAUACCAAGCCACCUUCUUACCAAAUGAAAAAAGACCAUAUUUUACCGUUUUCGAAGAAUUGGUAUUUUCAUAAGGAGGGGAUUUCAUGUUAGCUAGGUUUGGGGUGAAAUUAACAGUAUUAAAAACUAUUGAAUAAUCUCGUUUAAAUUUAGGUGUCCUUGUACUCUAGAUGUGUGUGAACUGUAGCUAAUUUUGUAAAAAAAAAAAAAAAAAACAAACAAAAAUUGUGCUUUUUCUCAGAGCCACAAUGGACACAGGUAGCCAUAGCCUUGUCCUCCUGCAGCAGCUGAACAUGCAGCGAGAAUUUGGUUUUCUGUGUGAUUGCACAGUUGCUAUUGGAGACGUUUACUUCAAAGCCCACAGAGCAGUGCUUGCUGCUUUUUCUAACUAUUUCAAGAUGAUAUUUAUUCACCAAACAAGUGAAUGCAUAAAAAUACAACCAAGUGAUAUCCAACCUGACAUAUUCAGCUAUUUGCUGCACAUUAUGUAUACGGGGAAAGGGCCAAAACAGAUUGUGGAUCAUAGUCGUCUGGAGGAAGGGAUUCGAUUUCUUCACGCCGACUACCUUUCUCACAUUGCGACUGAAAUGAAUCAGGUGUUCUCACCAGAGACUGUGCAGUCCUCCAAUCUGUAUGGCAUUCAGAUCUCAACAACCCAAAAAACAGCUGUCAAACCGGGGCUGGAGGUCAAAGAAGCUCCUUCCAGUAACAGUGGCAACAGGGCUGCUGCGCAGGGCGACCACCCCCAGCUGCAGCUCUCUCUCGCUAUUGGGCUGGAUGAUGGCACUGCCGAUCAGCAGAGGGCCCGUCCUGCUGCCCAGGCCUUGGAGGAACACCAGAAGCCCCCAGUGUCCAUCAAGCAGGAGAGAUGUGACCCAGAGUCUGUGAUCUCCCAGAGCCAUCCCUCACCCUCGGCGGAGGUGACAGGCCCCACUUUCACCGAAAGCGGUAUCAAAAUACACUUAUGCCAUUACUGUGGGGAACGUUUUGAUUCCCGUAGUAACCUAAGACAACAUCUCCAUACCCACGUGUCCGGAUCCCUCCCGUUUGGUGUCCCUGCUUCCAUUCUGGAAAGCAACGACCUUGGUGAAGUGCAUCCACUUAAUGAAAACAGUGAGGCUCUUGAAUGCCGCAGGGUCAGCUCCUUCAUUGUCAAGGAGAAUGAGCAGCAGCCUGACCACUCAAACCAGGGUACCACCGAGCCUCUGCAGAUCAGCCAAGUGUCUCUGAUCUCCAAAGACUCAGAGCCAGUAGAAUUAAACUGUAAUUUUUCUUUUUCAAGGAAAAGAAAAAUCAGCUGUUCCAUCUGUGGUCAUAAAUUUCUCCGAAAAAGCCAACUGCUGGAACACAUGUAUAUACACAAAGGUAAAUCUUCCAGAUACAACCGAUGCCAAAGGUUCAGUAAUGCGGUAGCCCAGAGAUUUCAGCCGUACUGUGACAGCUGGUCUGAUGUCCCCCUGAGAAGUUCUUGCUUGUCGCAAGAACAGUUAGAUUCAUCCUGUGCCUUAGAGUCAGAGCUCACACAAGAAGGUGUGGACACUAUCCUUGUGGAGUAGCAGUUUCUCCUCCAUAAUUUUUAUAUCAAUUCUGAAAAAAAAUCCACAUGCAUUUUUUUAUUCAUAAACUCUCUUCCUCCUCAACGUCUGUUCACUUUUUUCUUUGCCAUUUAUCCAUAGUUUUAAGGUGGUAUACGUUAGGUCUUAUUGUAAGGUAUGUUAUACACAUGGCUAUUAAAAUGUAACCUUCAAGUAGAGCGUGAACAGUUCAUAAAUCGCAAUUACGAAAUCAGAAAUCAGUGUAAGAAUUAUGGAACUUUAGAGUAAAUAUUUAUAGAGUUUCUAAGUAGAAUCAGUAAAACCAAAUUGAAAAUGAGGUAAAUGAAAUUUUUUAAAGAAUACUCUAGACUAUCAGUUUUGGCUAAUUUUUCACAUGAAUAAGCCACUGUAAAGACAAUUUAAAAAUAUUUUCUGGGGCGCUGGGGGGGCUCAGUUGGUUGAGUAUCCAACU